This is a messenger RNA of Entrophospora candida, 1131 nucleotides long. The record is from the annotation of a GenBank genome assembly. Lineage: Eukaryota; Fungi; Glomeromycota; Glomeromycetes; Entrophosporales; Entrophosporaceae.
AUGAGUAAUACUUCUAGAGUUGAAACUUUAACUCGAAAUUGUGGUGGUAUAAAUUGGUCGCCUGUUUUGGCUAUCACUGGGUUUCAUUCGGAUAGAGAAGCAACAAAAUUUGAAUCAAAUGUUAGAAUAUUAGCCAAAAAAAGAGAAUUUUCUGAAUAUGCAUCAUUGUAUGCUGGCAGCUGUCCAGCAGUUGUUGUCAAACGUAUAUUAGCGAUUAGAUGUUUACUAUGUGAAUAUGAUUCUUGGUGGAAAGUUCCUUGUGGCAAAAAAAGACGUGAAUAUGUUUUACAUUGGGGUACAUAUAUGGAUAUAGAUUCUAGACAAUUAGAAGUUUUACAGAAUUGUCCUUGGUCAAGAAUUGAUCGCGUGGUUAGACAUAUUAAAAUGGAUCCGGUGGCAAAUGAAUCAACUAUCACUUCAAACAAGAAUAAAGUCAUGCCCAGAUCAUCUGCAUUGAAUGACGAAGAGGAGGAAAAGAAGAAAGCUACUUUUGUGAUAAGAAAUUCAUCGCCAUCAUUAUCAUCAAUUAACGGCAAGAAAAGGAAAAAACAUACCGGAAUGAUAUCAGAAUUUUUCAAAUCUACCAAUUUCAACACCAAUAACAAUCAUCGAUUAUUAGAAUGGUUUUUUGAUAGCGAAGAUGAGGAGGAGCAAGAAAAAGAACUGUUAUUAGCGUUUAAUCCUUCAUAUGAUUUAAAUAAAAUUGUAAAGAAUUGGAAAUUAAUAAUGGAUUAUGAUGAAUUUUCAAAUUUAAAGCCCAUAAAUUUCACGCCAAAGUAUAUCCCGAUGACUUCACCAUAUAAUCUUGUUCAAGAACAACUUUAUUGUGAUCCUUGGAAGUAUCCAACACCAUAUAAAGCAAUUAAAGCUGAUGUAAAUGAACUCGUAAAUUUAUUGAGACCAUUAGGACUUCAAAAUAUUCGUGCUAUAAGAGUUAUAAAAUUUUCAUGUUCAUAUUUAUUAAAUCCUAAUUUUUCUACACCAAAAGAAUUAUUCGGUAUGGGACAAUAUGCCGAAGAUAGUUGGAAAUUAUUUUGUGGUGAGAAAGAUAAUGCCUGGAAAACCAUCGAGCCAGAAGACAAAAUCUUAAAGAUGUACGUCGAUUGGCGUAGAGAACAACACAAUAAUUAA